Messenger RNA from Vollenhovia emeryi, 1100 nucleotides. RefSeq lists its product as uncharacterized. The transcript is spliced from 2 exons. The coding region runs from base 173 to 964 and encodes 263 amino acids. NCBI's taxonomy places the organism in Eukaryota, Metazoa, Arthropoda, Insecta, Hymenoptera, Formicidae. The record is from RefSeq and is a predicted model, not a curated record.
UUACUAGAUGUGUGUAGUGAAUCUAGAAAUUCUGUUUGAUUUAACCAAAAUACGUUCUAUCAUACACGUCUUGUUGAUACAAUCAUAGCAUUUUUCUCAGUGUCCAAGUCUUAAGUUUUACUACUUGAGUUUUUUCGUGUGUUCGGGCCUUGAUAGACAUACUUUUGCCUGAAUGCAGGUGACGCAUGUCUGCCUGACGAAUGCCAUACUGGUGAGCAAGGCAUCUUUGGACCCGGCCAACGUGCCGCGGCACAGUUAUCUGCCGGUCACGAGCUCUCCAUUUCCGAAGCAUCCUAAUCAUCGAUACGAUGCUCUUCGAGCAGUCGACAGCGAUCCGGGGAAGCCUACGUUCUCCAGAGAUCUACGGACGGAGCGUCCAGCGGGACUUCAGUCCGCGUCAAUUUCGAGUAAUCGCGUGCAGAAAUUGCAAACGGGUCCUCAGAGGUUCCCUGCGGAAAUUCACCAGGACGACGUUUCGCUUUCGGCGAAAGUGCCGAACGCAUCUCUGGCUCCUCCGUCGCAACCGUCGACGACGAGGACGGCGUUAUCGGGAGAUAUCCGGGAAUAUCAUCGUCACGUACCUCGAUUCGCGUAUCAGGAUGUCGAAGUGCACGACGGAUACCUGACGGACGAGCUGGAUGGCGAUCAACUGCCGUAUCGUGGAAAAGUUGAAACGGCGACGUAUUACCCCCGUCGAGGGCCGCAAGACCUAACGGCGGUCAUCAAGGCCCUCGAUCGCUUCCUGAGCCGUACUCUAAACGACGAUAGCUACAAUAGCAAGGUACAUCCGCCGCCCAAUCCCGUUCUAGCCCUCAUUCUGUCCCGAUACGGGCGUUACGUGCCUGGGCCGCGAAACCCUCGCGUAUACGCGUAUUUGGCGGCGAACAAUAUCCACAAUCAUCAACCCUUCGGCAAGUACAAAUACGAGUUCGACGAGGAGCCGAUUUACCCGACGAGAAGAUAGCGGGCGUGACAACUGUUAUGAACUUACACUUGGAAACGUGCUAAUGUCGCAAUCAAAUGUACAGAAAUAAAGUGACGAUGAUUUGUAUGCUUCAUCUGGAAAACUUCACUCUCGGAGCGUUCGUGAGGGUCUAUCA